GGUCCGCGGCGGGCGGUUUGGGCGGCGCUCGUCGCUGGCCUGGGCUCGGCUCGGCGCCCCUCCGGGCUACAAUGUAGCGAACGGAGGAAGCGGCGAGUCCCGGCCGGGCCGAGGCGCGGGCAGCCGGGUCGGCCCUCCCUCCAUGGGUGCGCAGGUCAGACUGCUAUGGAAUAUGAUGAGAAGCUGGCUCGUUUCCGGCAGGGCCACCUCAACCCAUUCAACAAGGCCCUGCUGCAAAGCCAGCAUGACCCAAAGACUAGGGAAGCUGGAGAGGAGUUUCAGCAGAAAGACUUGAGGCUGGGCUUGUCCCCUGAGGAGGAGUCUGAGUUCCGCUGUUCGGAGCGCACCAUGGACUUGGGACUGGCAGAGGACCACUUUUCGCGCCCAGUGGGCUUGUUCCUGGCCUCGGACAUUGAGCAGCUGCGGCAGGCAAUUGAGGAGUGCAAGCAGAGGAUCUUGGAGCUCCCCGAUAACUCUGAGAAACAAAAAGAUGCUGUCGUGCGGCUCAUUCACCUGCGUCUCAAACUCCAAGAGCUGAAGGACCCGGGUGAGGAUGAGCCCAACAUCAGGGUGGUCCUGGAGCACCGCUUCUACAAGGAGAAGAGCAAGAGCGUGAAGCAGACCUGUGACAAGUGCAGCACCAUCAUCUGGGGGCUGCUCCAGACCUGGUACACCUGCACAGGUUGUUCCUAUCGCUGCCACAGCAAGUGCCUGGACCUCAUCACCAAGCCAUGUGUGCGCUCCAAGGUCAGCCACCAGGCUGAGUACGAGCUCAGCAUCUGCCCCGAGAUGGGGUUGGACAGCCAGGACUACCGCUGUGCUGAAUGCCGGAUGCCCAUCUCGCUCCGGGGAGUUCCAAGCGAGGCCCGGCAGUGCGACUACACUGGCCUCUAUUACUGCAGCAACUGCCACUGGAACGACCAGGCUGUCAUCCCUGCCAGGGUCAUCCACAAUUGGGACUUUGAACCCCGCAAGGUAUCUCGGUGCACCAUGCGCUACCUUGCCCUGAUGGUGUCGCGGCCAGUGCUCAAGCUGCGCGAGAUCAACCCUCUUCUGUUCAACUAUGUUGAGGAGCUGGUGGAGAUCCGGAAGCUGCGCCAGGACAUUCUCCUCAUGAAACCAUAUUUCAUCACCUGCAAGGAAGCCAUGGAGGCCCGGCUGCUGCUCCAGCUGCAGGAUCGGCAACACUUUGUGGAAAACGACGAAAUGUACUCGCUGCAAGACCUGAUCGACAUCAAUGCUGGGCGUCUCGGCUGCUCCCUGACUGAGAUCCACACACUCUUUGCCAAACACAUCAAACUGGAUUGUGAGCGGUGCCAAGCGAAGGGUUUUGUGUGUGAGCUCUGCAAGGAGGGGGAUGUGCUCUUCCCCUUUGACAGCCACACCUCAAUGUGCAUGGACUGUUCGGCUGUCUUCCACAGGGACUGUUAUUACGACAACUCCACGACAUGUCCCAAGUGUGCUCGGCUCAAUCUGAGAAAGCAAUCACUGCUCAGAGACCCCAAUGUGGAGCUGCAGGCAUAGAAGUGAUGUGAGGGAAAUGGCACAAAGGAAUAUGGUGUGCCCAGCAUGCCAGUUUCACCUGUACUUGCCUGGGAGAAGGUCAGCCUUGGUUGGCAAGGAAGGGAACCUCUUACAGUUGUGCAGCUGGGAAUGUGCUGUCGAAAUCUGGAAAAUGAUGCCGCACGGCAAGUGUUGAACCUCAGUCCUAUACUCCCUCCCUGGAAGAGUUGUCAAGACUGCAAAGUCUGGCAUGUGCUGAGCAGACUCUGCCUGGGAUUGCGAGGUUGAGGUCAAAAGAGCACUGCCCCACAGGACUCAGGUUUUGAGGUGUGAGGAGGACAAGCUUUUGGGCCACGGAUUGCUCAUGGCAGCUUGUGCCAGGCUGAACCCUGGAGAAAGGGCUGCCUGACUGUCAUGGGAAAUGAUUAAUGACAGCUUUCCUUGGCAGUUGCUUGUUAACUUUGCCAUUUUGUGCUGGCAUAUGACAUUGAGAAUGCCCUGUGGCUUCUGUUUUGAUAAUGAUACCAUCAGCAUGGAAGAUGAUCUUGGGCGGGUGGGGCAUAGGGAUGAUAUCUAGAAGUCAUUCCCUCUGACUUAGAUGCAGAUGUACAUCUGUGCUGGAGAUAGGGAGAGCAAAGACACAGAUGCCCCUUUCUCCUCCACCACCCCAUGACUUUUGGUGAUGGCAAAUGCAAGGACUGGGAUCAUGAAGCUGGAACAGUCCCCAACACCCACAAAGAGGAGAUGGAUGGGGCCACAGUAAAUUAUCAUGAGCACUAAAAUCACUUUAAAUAAAGCUGUGUUUAAAUCUG
Molecule: messenger RNA, 2315 nt
Organism: Rhineura floridana
Lineage: Eukaryota; Metazoa; Chordata; Lepidosauria; Squamata; Rhineuridae
Gene: DEF8
Product: differentially expressed in FDCP 8 homolog
Exons: 12
Coding region: 166-1524 (452 amino acids)
Source: RefSeq, a predicted model, not a curated record